Messenger RNA from Linnemannia hyalina, 1101 nucleotides. Lineage: Eukaryota; Fungi; Mortierellomycota; Mortierellomycetes; Mortierellales; Mortierellaceae. The record is from the annotation of a GenBank genome assembly.
AUGAGCGUCCCUUUCGAUAAGUCGACAAGCAUGCCCCCCUCCUUGGCUGGCGCCAAGGGUAGCGACUUGCCUCCAUUGGUGACUGACAAGCCCCCUCGUGUGCUCAUUGCUGGCGGUGGUCUGGGUGGGCUUUUCCUUGGGAUUCUUCUGGAGAAAGCAGGCAUCCCUUACGAGAUCUAUGAGCGGUCGGCCGAGAUUAAGCCUCUAGGCGCCAUCAUGUGUCUUUCACCCAACAUUCUUGCCGCUAUCGAGCAAUUGGGACUCUAUGAGGAACUGCUGGCGAUUUCGAAGCCCAUGCGCGGGGGCAGAGCAAUCCUGACGGACAAGCUGAAGCCCAUUGCCGACAUCACACCAAUUGACAAUGACAUCUUUGGAUACGAACGCCUCCUAUUCCCUCGUCCAGAGUUUCAUAACCUGUUGUUCAGCAAGAUCCCCAAGGAAAAGAUACACCUGUCUAAGAAGGUUUUGUCCUUCCAGCAGAACCAUGAAGGAGUCAUGGUACGAUUCAGCGACAACACCACUCUCCAUGGCGACAUUCUCGUUGGUGCGGAUGGAGCCCACAGUGCCGUUCGUCAGCACCUAUACAAGACGUUGACCAAGGAAGGCCUCCUCCCCAAGUCUGAUAACUUAGAGAUGAAGAAGGGGUUCAUAUCCUUGGUGGGAACGACUAAUGCCCUCGACCCUGAGAAGUACCCGGACGUUUUGAAAGAGGACUGUCAAAGUUAUGGUAUCAUUGGUGAUGGAAGUACUCCAUACACUUGGGUGACCUUUACCGUUCCAGGAAACAGGAUUUGCUGGAAUGUCGUUGUUCAGUUGGGUAUCACCGAGAUCGCGGACGACCAGUUCAGGACGUCAGACUGGGUCCCUCAACAGAACCAAAAGAUGAUGGAUUCGAUCCGUCAUUUCAUGACGCCUUAUGGUACUUUGGGCGACCUGUUCGAUGAGACCGAUAUUGAGCGAGUCUCCAAGGUGUUCUUCGAGGAUAUGCUUUUCGAGACAUGGAACCACGGACGCACUGUUCUGAUCGGCGAUGGUAUAUACAUUUUUUUUUCCUAUUUGCCGUUUUGCGCUCACUUACAUUGUAUCGGUUUCCACGACUAA